Molecule: messenger RNA, 1119 nt
Organism: Dictyostelium discoideum AX4
Lineage: Eukaryota; Evosea; Eumycetozoa; Dictyosteliales; Dictyosteliaceae
Gene: bzpG
Exons: 1
Coding region: 1-1119 (372 amino acids)
Biological process (GO): regulation of DNA-templated transcription
Cellular component (GO): nucleus
Molecular function (GO): DNA-binding transcription factor activity
Source: RefSeq, a predicted model, not a curated record
AUGUUAUCAGUUUGGAAUUUACCAGUCGAACAACAACCACAACAACAACAACAACAACAACAAAAUAUAAUAAAUAGUAGUAAUAAUAUAAAUUCUAUUAAUAGUGCAUUAGAUAAUAUUUUAAAUACAACUUCAAAAGGUAUUCAAUUACCUCGCUUUAAUUUAUUAAAUACAAGUUCUUCUGGUUUUCUAACAAAUAGUAAUGAUACAUUAUUUUUGGAAAAUAAUAAUAACAAUAAUAACAAUAUAAAUCAACAAUUAAAUAAAUCUGUAUUAAAUAGUUCCAAUAAACAACUUGAUAUUAUAAAAACAAUUAAUGAAAUAUCAAACGAACAUAAAUCCUUUCAACCAUUUGAAAUUACACCAAUUAAACCACAAUCAACUUCAACAAAUACCUAUAAUACCGAAUUUGGUGUAAUCAAUCAAAAUACUUUUGUUUUAGAUUCAAAUAAAAUUGAAGAAUUAAGAGUAGAUACUUCUGUUUUAGAUCCACUUCUUUCGCUUCCAUAUAAUAUUAUUAAUAAUACUACCAAUAAUAAUAAUAAUAAUAAUAAUAAUAAUAAUAAUAAUAAUAAUAAUAAUAAUAGUAACAAUAAUAAUAGUAACAAUAAUAAUAUUAAUAAUAACAAUAAUAAAAGUAAUACACCAAUGAAAAAAGAAUCAACUAUUAGAAAUUCUAACUCUACGUUUGAAAAAUUUGAAUCCCCAACACUCUCUACUACUUUUGGUUUAAACAAAGAAGAAUUAAAUACAUUCACUACAACCGAUAUGAAUAACUAUGUUAAACAAGCAAAUAUGGUCAAAGAAUUAUCACAAGUCGAAAAAAAGGAAUUAAAAAGACAAAAAAGGUUAAUCAAAAAUAGAGAAUCUGCUCAUUUGUCCAGACAAAGAAAAAGAGAACGUUUAACUGACCUCGAGCAUAGAGUAGAAGAAUUGUCCUCAAACUCUAUCGAUAUCAAUAAAACCCUCUCUAGUUUAGAAAAUGAAAAUUUGAUCUUAAAAGCUGAAGUAGGUCAACUCUUUGAAGUAAUCAACGAUUCACCUGUCUUAUCAGCUCUUUUCUAUAAAAUUGCCUCUCUUUCACAACAACCACAAAAGGAUACAAUUGGUGCCUAUUAA